CCGCAGGUUAGUAUAUGUAGCAAAUCUAACACCAAUCUGACCAUGAAGGCAUGAACGACGGCAACUCUAGAAUCACUAUCUCCAAUGGCCCAUUCUUCCCUGAUUCCUGACGGCAAAUCUACACCUGGCUGACCAGUGGCCCUAGCUGGCACUAACCUGUAACCACUGUACCUAACUCAACACUCAAACUCCUUCGCCGUGAACGUGCUCGGUCCGGUGGCGCUGUAUUAGCCCACAAGGAGUUUGCUGCAGAAGUCCCCGACCAAGCCCAUUUUUGCGUUCAUGGGGUCCAAGGCUGGUACCAUUGGACGACAACCUCCAGUCCGGAACGCGCUCUACGGACCUACCAAGACGGCCGUCGCAUGGUACGGCAAGCGGGUCAACUCUGAGGACGAGUGGCUGAACGCGUUUGUGUUGAUCCCUGGCUGGUUGCAGACCGAUAUGGGCAACACGGCUGCGAACGUCUUUGGGGUUAAAGAAGCGCCUGUCGCCCUGCAAGACUCUGACAAUGGCAUGGUCAAUGUGCUCACCACGGCGACCAAGGAGAAGUACGGCGGCAAGGUAGUGUUGUACACCGGCGAGGUCCAGGACUGGUGACGAAGCAGAGCAUGACGUUGUGCUCACGUUCCCUGAUGGAAGGGGGUGUUGUCCGUGUAAAUGCGAUCCUCUUCCUGUGGCUUCAACAUGGUAAUGUCAUGAUUGAGAUUACGCCCUUACAGUAUUCCAAGUCAAUAUCUCGCUUCGAUAACAGUUAACACACACGGUCUCUGAUUCUGUCAGACACAUGCAGUCAUGAACGUUCUGGUGUAUGAAGGUAAACAGGAACAUGA
Messenger RNA from Parathielavia appendiculata, 830 nucleotides. RefSeq lists its product as uncharacterized. Lineage: Eukaryota; Fungi; Ascomycota; Sordariomycetes; Sordariales; Chaetomiaceae. The record is from RefSeq and is a predicted model, not a curated record. The transcript has 3 exons. The coding region runs from base 283 to 597 and encodes 104 amino acids.